GCUCAUUUCAACGUCCCUGUUACUUCGAAACAACGAUCGAAAAGGGCAGAAAGGGUGUGAGUCAACAUGAGCGGAUAAGGAUAUCGCAAUCGAAAUUCAAUUGGCAUCACAAUUACACGAUAUACGGAAGCAUGGCAUAUCUCACUCGGCUCACAGGUCUCGUGAGACCAGCGGCGGCAGCGCGAAGUAAUUGCUUGAGAGCAAGCUUCAGCACCACUAGCCAACGUCGAAAUGCGAGCGUCAAGGAUGAAGCAGUCUUAAACAAGGUCAGCAGAAACAUUACGCAGCCAAAGAGUCAAGGCGCAUCGCAAGCCAUGUUGUAUGCCACUGGCUUGAAAGAGGAGGAUAUGAAUAAGGCGCAGGUUGGCAUUAGCAGCGUUUGGUACUCUGGCAAUCCAUGCAACAUGCAUUUGAUGGACCUGAACAACAUGGUCAAGGAAGGCGUAGCUAAGGCUGGACUCAUCCCGAUGCAGUUCAAUACUGUGGGCGUCUCAGAUGCUAUCUCGAUGGGCACAAAGGGAAUGCGUUAUUCGCUCCAGUCGCGUGAUCUGAUUGCAGAUAGCAUUGAGACCGUCAUGGGUGGGCAGUGGUAUGAUGCAAACAUUUCCAUUCCUGGAUGUGACAAGAACAUGCCGGGCGUAGUCAUGGCCAUGGGACGUGUGAAUCGCCCGUCGAUUAUGGUGUAUGGAGGUACUAUACAGCCUGGCUGCGCGAAGACCCUCGGUAACCAGACGAUCGACAUCGUCUCAGCUUUCCAGUCUUAUGGUCAAUUCAUCACAGGCGAGAUCACUGAAGAGCAGAGAUUCGACAUCAAUAGACAUGCAUGUCCUGGUGCUGGUGCAUGUGGUGGCAUGUAUACCGCGAACACCAUGGCAACAGCAAUUGAGACCAUCGGUCUCACGUUGCCUGGCUCAUCUUCUAACCCUGCUGAGUCAAAGGCAAAACAAAUCGAAUGUCUUGCUGCAGGUGAAGCGAUCAAAAACCUGCUCAAGGAAGACAUUCGGCCGAAGGAUAUCAUCACGCGGAAAGCGCUCGAAAAUGCAAUGGUUGUAACCAUGGUUCUUGGAGGGUCAACAAAUGCUGUGCUUCAUCUGAUCGCCAUUGCGGAUAGCGUUGGUAUCCCUCUAACCAUUGACGACUUCCAGGCCGUCAGCGACCGCACACCUUUCCUUGCCGACCUCAAACCAUCUGGCAAAUAUGUCAUGGCCGACGUCUUCGCUAUGGGUGGAACUCCUUCCUUACUUAAGUUCUUAAUCAAGGAGGGUGUCAUUGACGGUUCUACUAUGACCGUAACUGGCAAGACCAUGAAAGAGAACGUGCAGAAUGUACCAGAUUUUCCUUCGGAUCAGAAAAUCAUUCGUCCGUUUUCCGACCCCAUCAAACCCACUGGUCACAUCCAGAUCCUUCGUGGGUCGCUGGCUCCUGGCGGAUCCGUCGGCAAGAUCACUGGAAAGGAGGGUACCCGGUUCAAAGGCAAGGCCAAGGUCUACGAUGCUGAGGACCUAUUCAUUGAAGCUCUCGAGCGCGGUGAAAUUAAAAAGGGAGAGAAAACUGUAGUCGUUAUCCGCUAUGAAGGGCCAAAGGGUGGACCAGGCAUGCCAGAAAUGCUAAAGCCAUCAUCGGCUAUCAUGGGUGCUGGUUUAGGACACGAUUGUGCUCUCAUCACUGACGGUCGCUUCUCUGGCGGCAGCCACGGCUUUUUGAUUGGCCAUAUUGUCCCAGAAGCACAAGAAGGAGGCCCAAUUGCGCUCGUUAAGGAUGGUGACGAGAUCGAAAUAGAUGCCGAGAUCAGGGAGCUCAACCUUUUGAUUAGCGACGCCGAAAUGGAGAAGAGAAGGAAGGAAUUCAAGGCACCACCACUCAAGUAUUCAAAGGGAACCCUGUACAAGUAUGCGCGAAAUGUGGUGGAUGCCAGCAGAGGGUGUAUUACUGAUGCACCUGAGCCUUAAGUGAUUCUCGGAGCUGGGCAGCUUCAUUGCGGAGUUAAUGGGGAACGUUUAAUUCUUGAACUAAAUCAUGUGGUAAAAAACGUUAGGUCAGAAAGUAGUUGAUGCUGUUAAGCAAUAUGUUCAAUUGUGAGCGGCCGACACAACCUUCACAGUGUCCAGCUCUUCAGCUCCUCCA
Molecule: messenger RNA, 2124 nt
Organism: Verruconis gallopava
Lineage: Eukaryota; Fungi; Ascomycota; Dothideomycetes; Venturiales; Sympoventuriaceae
Product: dihydroxy-acid dehydratase
Exons: 3
Coding region: 132-1949 (605 amino acids)
Biological process (GO): branched-chain amino acid biosynthetic process
Cellular component (GO): mitochondrion
Molecular function (GO): dihydroxy-acid dehydratase activity
Source: RefSeq, a predicted model, not a curated record